Molecule: messenger RNA, 3685 nt
Organism: Egretta garzetta (little egret)
Lineage: Eukaryota; Metazoa; Chordata; Aves; Pelecaniformes; Ardeidae
Gene: RBM17
Product: RNA binding motif protein 17
Exons: 12
Coding region: 158-1363 (401 amino acids)
Biological process (GO): mRNA cis splicing, via spliceosome; alternative mRNA splicing, via spliceosome
Cellular component (GO): precatalytic spliceosome
Molecular function (GO): RNA binding
Source: RefSeq, a predicted model, not a curated record
UAUAACGUUCCCCUAUAUGUCUCAUUCCCUGUACCCAUAUGUAUAAUAACGUCCCAUGAAUGCAACCUCCUCCAUUUUUUUGCAGUGAACCCUGUCCUCCUGAGCCCUGGUUGUUCAUACACCACUGCAGGAUUAAAUUUUUUAAGUUGAAGAGAAAAUGUCACUUUACGAUGACUUGGGAGUUGAGACCAGCGAUUCUAAAACAGAAGGCUGGUCCAAAAAUUUCAAGCUACUACAGUCUCAAUUGCAGGUGAAGAAAGCAGCUCUCACACAAGCAAAGAGUCAGAGAACAAAACAAACAACAGUUCUUGCUCCAGUGAUUGAUCUGAAACGAGGUAGCUCUUCUGAUGAGAGGCAGAUUGUGGACACACCACCUCACGUAGCAGCUGGAUUAAAGGAUCCUGUACCUAGUGGUUUUUCUGCGGGAGAUGUGCUGAUUCCUCUGGCAGAUGAGUAUGAUCCCAUGUUCCCAAAUGACUACGAAAAAGUGGUAAAACGUCAGAGAGAGGAACGACAGAGGCAGCGUGAGCUGGAGAGGCAAAAGGAGAUUGAAGAAAGAGAAAAAAGACGUAAAGACAGACAUGAAGCCAGUGGGUUUUCAAGACGACCAGAUCCUGAUUCUGACGAAGAUGAAGAUUAUGAAAGGGAGAGACGAAAAAGAAGUAUGGGAGGAGCUGCCAUUGCACCACCCACUUCUCUUGUUGAAAAGGACAAAGAACCUGUAGCAUCUUUUCCAUUUGAAGAGGAGUCGAGACCUCGGGCACCAUCUUCCAAAGCAGCUAUUCCUCCUCCAGCGUACGAUGAGCCAGAAAGACCUCGUUCCCCCACAGGACCUAGCAACUCUUUCCUUGCUAACAUGGGAGGGACAGUAGCUCAUAAAAUCAUGCAAAAGUAUGGUUUCAGAGAGGGCCAGGGGCUGGGAAAGCAUGAACAGGGGCUGAGCACAGCACUGUCAGUAGAGAAAACAAGCAAGAGGGGUGGCAAGAUCAUUGUUGGCGAUUCUGCAGAGAAAGAAACGGGCAAGAAAGCAGAUUCUAACCCCUUGACUGAGAUACUGAAAUGCCCAACUAAAGUGGUCUUACUAAGGAACAUGGUAGGUGCGGGGGAGGUGGAUGAAGAUCUAGAAGUUGAAACUAAGGAAGAAUGCGAAAAAUAUGGCAAGGUUGGGAAAUGUGUCAUCUUUGAGAUUCCCGGUGCCCCUGAUGAUGAAGCUGUAAGAAUAUUUUUAGAGUUUGAACGGGUUGAAUCUGCCAUCAAAGCUGUUGUGGAUCUAAAUGGAAGAUACUUUGGAGGCAGAGUCGUGAAGGCUUGUUUCUACAACCUGGACAAGUUCAGAGUACUGGAUCUGGCAGAGCAAGUUUGAUUUUUAAAAAUCUAGCUCGAGGUGUCACUGUUUUGGCAAUCAUGUUUUCAGCGGUAGGCUGGGAAUAAAGAAGAGAAAAGUAGCUUUCCUAGCAAACUGGAAACAAGCCUCAUUGAAUGGAUUUUUCGCAUUCGUUGUGACUUACAUUUUUUUGUAAUAUAAAGCCCUUUGAAAGUAAGAUUCACGUCUGUGUGUUUUUGAAUUGCACAAUUCUGCUUAUUGCUCUGGGGAUCCUGGUUUUUUUGAGCUUUCAGAUGACUUCGUUCUUUUGAAAACCCACUGCUGAGGAGAUGCUUUGUCUGUAUUCCUGCUUUCCUUGUUCUGGUGCUUCAUCAUGGAGUCCCUGUGCUGCAUCCACGAUAAGUGGGAAGCUUUGGAAAAGGACUAUGUGCCAUCACGCUUAUUUUCCCUGAUGGUAUCUCUCAGAGUUACAGCCUUGCUCGCGUAAGUCCUCCCCGUCUGCACACCAGAGUGAUUUGGGGUCAGAGUGAUUUGGGGUUGUUGGACAAUUUGGCAGCUAGUUUGUUAUCUCCUGUCUCCAGGACAAUACUUCUUAUGCCAGAAUGGAGACUAAAAGUAACAAGGAAUGAGUCUGUCUUUCUUCCCAAAUCCAAAGAAAAUACACGUUUAACCCAGGGAAAUGGAAGGAGGAAGGAAUUUAAAAUGCUUAGCCAUUUGAAUCGGAAUGAGUGGGCUGUUGGCGGGAGCUCUGUGCUAUCAGGCAGUCUGCUAGAAAUAUCCAGGGUUAGCUGACUACAGGUCGUUACUGAAAUGCUAUAGGUAGAACUGAGGGAAACUCAUUCUUGUAUCUGGCCAGCUAUCAGAUUCUCACUUCCUCUAACAUCACACAUAGGUAACUAACUUUGUUUAAUUGAUUCAAACCUGGCAUUUGCAUUCUUUAUAUAUAUUUCUACAUUUGAGGUGAAGUAACAUCAGGGUUAGGUGUGGUUUUUCUGAGAAAGAGUGGCAGUGGAAGUUUUCAAAGUAGGAGGCGAUGGAAGAAAAUUCUCAUAUGAAAAUCUGAAGAGUUGACAAACUAAACUACUAAACACUACAAUUAUUUUUUUUUAUCUGAUGUAAAAUAAUACACAGCGCACUGCUCCUGAUUUUAUGUUUGCUUUUUGUUUGGGAACAGUAUGUUGGCAAGAGGUGGCUAUGCAACGGUGGCAGUUGUCUGCUCCAUUGCACCUAGAAUUGUGCAGAUAUUAAAAUGGAAGUGAGCUCUGAGGGCAUUUUAGCUGUUUGAAAGCUGAUGCUGGAUGUCUUUUUCCUGUUAUACACCUGUAUUGGGGGGAGGGGGUAUAGACCUGUAGUUGAUCAAUGCUGUGAAUAUCUCCAGUUAUUGCCAUUUUACUACGUUUUGGCUGCAGAUCUAUAUGACAAACCCUUGGUCUCGUGUUUUGCUCAUUUUGUCUGUUUGUGUUCCACCAACCUCUGUACAAACAUUCGCUUGUAAAACAGAAAACGAUUUUUAAAAAAAAAAAACAAAACAAAACCAAACUUGUAUUUUACUUACUGCGUGUUGGCUUCCUUUACUGUCCUCUGCUGUUGCACAAGGCCUUCCCACAGAGUCAGUCACUUCCACACCACGUGUGCUGCUGUUGGCAAUGGUUGUAAUCCACCGUUAGAAAACCUCGCUGCAGCGGAGGUGAAGAACCGGCCUGACUAAUACUAAAACCACAGCACUUGGGGCAAUAACAGAAUCUAGAUUCUGUUAUUGGCUCUGCUGCUAGUUUUCUGUUCGACCUUGAGCAACGUUUUAAGGCCUUUGCUACUAUGUAGUAAAACAAAGAAAUUAGCCUAAUAGGCAUUAGCACAGAUUUGCUUCUAAGAGUCAAAUAAUUUGAGUGGCAUGCUGUAGAAAGUUAAGCACUGAUAACAGAUUUAAUACGGUCUGAACUUAGCUUGAAAUAUGACUUGGCUUUAAGCAACAUGGUUUAUUUACGGCUCUUAUUUCAGCAAAUUCUGAGUGACUGGCUGUAAGCAUUUCCUGAGGUAUACAGACUCUUUUUUGUGUCUCCUAACCAGCUCUUCUGCUGUUUUCUCUGUAAUGCCAGCUUCUGAGCUUCCAGUUUGAUGAGUUGGAGGUUUUCCAUUUGCUGAGAACUGCUUUACUGGCAAGUUUUGAACCGUUUAGUUCUAAAAAUCCUUAUUGUGGCUGAAGACUUAGGGGUAAAGUUUACCUCUGGAAAUGGAGGGGAGAGGACUUGUUCGUUUAGUGGUUUGUGUAGGAGAUUCAUGGUAUAAAUAAUUUUUCUGUACCAUGGGGUCACUAAGACAGCAUAAGCGUACCUCCUCCUAAUGAGUUAGCAGACCUACGUU